CCAAGCCGGAAGUGUUCACAACAACCGGAAGUGAAUCUUACGGCGGAAACGGGAUGGCGGACAGAAACCUGGUGCAGGACUUGAAGCGUUGGGCAACAGAGGAGUUCAAGCUUCCCCCGGAGAGCCUGCCUAAUGACAGUUAUCUGAAAACGCUUUGUGUUGGGACAGGAAAGUCAAUAUGGAAGUAUGUCAUCCAGCAUAUUUACCAUCAGAGGAAUGUGAGGAUUAUUCGUGGCAACCUGCAGUGGUACAAAGUUCUUCAGGACAAAGAGCAUAAACAGGCUGAGGGUCAGAGCGAGGCCGCUAGGAAGAGAAACCUCCAGAAGGAGAUUGAGCAGCUAAAAGCUCAGAUCAGUCAAUUGGAUUCUCAGAUCAGUGGGACAGAAGAGCAAUCGGCCGUUCAAGAGCGAUCUAUAAGCCAUUCCUGGGCACAAGUGGAGGACAACCAGCACAGAGAGCUUCUUCUCCAGGCCUUCAGACAGCGCCAUGCCUCCGACUCCCACCAAUUGACAGAAGACAUAAAGAAAAUCAAUGGGCAGUGCCAAGCACUGGAGCAAAUGGCCAGGAAAUCAGAGAAUGAAGUUCUGUUCGAUAAGUCUUCCACCGACAGUGAUGAUGUCAAAGCCUCGGCAGAGGCCCUGGUUCUGCGGGAAGUGAGAGAGCUGUGCGACCACAGGGUUCACUUCUUUCAGUCUUUACAGGAGAGUGAACUGAGAACACAUUCUGCACAGUCUACCGCCAAACACAUGAACCCAGGACAGAGGACUGCCAUGUUUCAUUACUGGUUAAGUGCUGUGGAGAACAUGUGGAGCUGUUAUCCUCCAAGCCACAUCCUCUCAGCUUUACAGUAUUUAGCUUCCAGAGAACAGAAGGAACUGGAAGACAAGAUGGCCUCUGUGGAUGUCACUCAGAAUUUGUCAGCUCUGCGGUUCCGCUUUGAAAGCGAUCACCUACUGGACUUGUCAGCAGAGGAAGAAAAAGAGUUGCCACCUGUUAAGACUCUGCUGCAGGAUGCAUGGGAAGAGUUGCAGCAGAGUGUGGUGGAACUCGCUCGGACCCGCUCCAGAGUCCAGCAGCUCAAAAUUCAGCUGCAGGCUCAAAGGACAGAGGCAGAGAAAGAGUUGUCUGCUUCAACAGAUGAGCUCGACAACAAGGCCUUAGCCCUGUCAGUCCUGGGGCUGGAGCUACAGUGUGUGAUGCAGAUGGCAGCCAGAGAAUACCUCAGAGACAAAUGUAUUCAAAUGGACAAACACGCUCGCAGCCGCCAGGAGGCGCUACGAAGCCUUCGUAGCCAGUGGCAGAGCAUCCUGGACUUCAGACAACUCGUGGAUAUAAGACAGGAGCAGCUCAGGGGUCUGAUAAAAGGAAACUCCAUGGCCAAGAACGAGCUCAUCACUCAGCAGAGACAGUUGCAAGAAUUUAUCCAGGACGAGUUGGUGCCAACGUUUGAAGGUGUCACAACUGCAGCAGACAGUCUGAGGAACUUGAUUUCAAAGGAUGCCAAACAACUUGGAAUGGUUUCACUUCGUGCGUUAGACUGCAGAACUGUUGAUGGAGGACAGAGGAUUCCUGCAUCCACGCUGUCCAUCAAUCGCUUACAGUCACCGUCGUUCAACAACAUGUGUCAGAGCCUGGGUUUCCCUCUGUACAAGGCUCCUGAGGAGCUCGGUUUCCAGGCGUGCUCCCUGCAGGCUGAAUUGCGUUUCCUCUGUAAGUUAUUGCAGCUUCACUCAGUGACUCGACAGAAAACACAAAAGGAGAUGGAAACGCUGCAUGCUUCUGAUCCAAAAGCGUUGCUGUCCAGGAUCGUGGAGGAAGAUCAGAAGCUUCUGAAGUGUCUGGUUCCAAAAGCUGAAGGUCUCACCCAACGCUGCUCACAGGGUCUCUCCUACGGGGACCAGGUCAAAACAGCCAUAUCCUAUUGGUGGGAUCAACCAGCUCAGCAUGUCCUCCCUGAGCUCAGUAAAGGAGGUCUGACUUAUCAGCAGUGGCUGCAAAGAUGGAAGCUGCAAACGGUCCUAAAAGGAAAUCUCACAGAUUAACAAUAUGACGCUUAUCUUUUUUUUUUUUUUCCACAAACCUCUCAUAUUCUGGCAAAUUCUCACAGUGAUGACCAAGGUAAACUAAUAAUGAGGCUUUUUAACAUAGAAAGGCCCCCGAGGCCACGCUCAUCUUAUCUUCAUUUACCAUUAGUGCACAUUUUGGUAGCUAUUAGGAGAAGAAGAAUCACUUAUGGUUUUAUCAGGCGUCACAACAGUGGUAGUCCACAUUGUGAGUUGGCAGUUUUGUUGCAGGGUUUUUUUCUGCCUCAGAUUGUGAUGACUGUUUAUAAUAUGUUUGCACCAAUAAAAUACAAUAUCAUGAAAUAAUACCCCCUCCUGUCUUGUAGUAGUACGUCUUGUUCACUUCCAAGGCUUUUGUUUCUUUUCUUUUUUUUUUUACAAUGUUUACAUUUUGUAACGGUGAUUUAAACAAAUUGUAAAGUUGUUCAUCAUGCAUUCUUAGUUUAUAAGUACCACUAUUGCAGUAACUUUUGGUUUGUAAACACUUAAAAGAAAUGAGAUGUGAUUUUCGUGUAAACCUCAACAUUGAUGAACUGAGUGUUAAACUAACAAGCCACAGAUUCACGACCAUAACAUUUGAACGGGCACCAGCCGAGCAACAGAGAACUAACACGUGUUUCAUUUAAUAUUUCAUGUGAAAUUCUAACAACUGUCCCGAUGAGUUACGUCAGAAAUUAUAUUUCAGAGAAACAGUGUUGAAUUUGUCUUUGUUGUGUAUCAGUCUAUGCUAAAUAAAGAUUUACAGUAAAAGUGAUGUUUUACCUGAAGUUUGUCUUUGUCCUAUACAGAAAGUGUUGUCGACUUUUCAUAAUAA
Messenger RNA from Cynoglossus semilaevis (tongue sole), 2877 nucleotides. RefSeq names its product HAUS augmin-like complex, subunit 5 (gene haus5). The record is from RefSeq and is a predicted model, not a curated record. Gene Ontology annotation, cellular component: centrosome; HAUS complex. Lineage: Eukaryota; Metazoa; Chordata; Actinopteri; Pleuronectiformes; Cynoglossidae. The transcript is spliced from 21 exons. Bases 54 to 2042 code for a protein of 662 amino acids. Gene Ontology annotation, biological process: spindle assembly; centrosome cycle.